AUGGGAAACUCCCAGACCAAGGAGUCACGCUCCACAGCUCCGUCAAGUCAUCGAAGUCAAUUAUCUCCGGGCGCUUCCGAUGCAUCAAGUCGGCCGUAUCAAGGUUCUCGGUCAGCAAGAGGCAGUAGGCCUGACCUUUCGAUUCUUGGAAUUGGCAGCAGUCAUGAUCGAGAGGUGGCCACAUUAGAACAUCGGCGGGAGACAAAACAAGAACGCGAGGUCCGUCGCUUGGAGAAAGAACGGGUGGCUCGUCUCAAAGAAAGGGAGCGUAGUAUGAAGGAGGAGCAUGUCGAUGGAGGCUAUCUCGUAACACAGGGCGUCUAUGUGGGGACAGAAGACUACAAUAAGGUAGUGGUGCGCCAACUGAUGAUUGAACGUCGACUGGCUCCCUUCUGGAGAGGUCUUAAUGACUUCUCGGAAUCGUGGGCUGAGCAUCAGAUUAUGGCAGCUGCACGCGGCAUGCCCAUCCCCCGUCCCGAUGAGAUCCCACCUGAGUUGGAACAACAAAGCCUCUGCCGAUCCGACAUAUAUCCAGCAUCUGACAUCAUCCAACCCCCUCAAUCAUUACCCUCUGCAUCUCCGAUCCCAUCCGGGACAUCCACCUCCCCUCUUUUCCGAACAAGAGCAAAGACCUUAGCUGCUUUGACCACCUCCAAACAUAAUUCACAAACAGAUCUCACGCCCCGGGAAUUGCAGCUUCCCAAGGACCCAUUUGUCAAUGGACAGCCGAUCGAAGUCAAUUUGUACAAAGACGCAAGCGAAUGUCCUAUCUGUUUUCUCUACUAUCCGCCUUACUUAAACCGUACCCGAUGCUGCGACCAGCCUAUUUGCUCCGAGUGCUUCGUGCAAAUUAAGCGCCCGGACCCGCACCCCCCAGAACACGGAGAGCCUGGUGCGAAUGCUUCUUCAGCCGAGGGUGGGCAGACGGAGUCGACUGAGUCACAAUUGGUCUCCGAGCCCUCGGCAUGCCCCUUCUGUGUCCAGCCAGAGUUCGGAGUCACCUAUUCAUCGCCCUCGUUCCGUCGGGGUUUGAGUUAUGCUGCAGAACCCAGCGCUCGACUCUCACCUAACUUUACUUCCCCCGUAUCCUCCACCUCCUCCUUAUCAUCUGCCACUGCACCCGUGCCAGGUCGCCGCCGUGCGACCUCACUAUCCGCCGCUGAUCCCACAGUGGUGACUACGGAUAGGAUUCGGCCGGACUGGGCCACCAAAUUAUCGAAUGCACGAGCCCACGCGGCACGUCGAUCUGCAGCCGCAACCGCCCUUCACACUGCGGCCUAUUUAAUCAACCCCAGUGCAACUGGGGGUGAGUCGCGUGGAUUUGGCAUCGGACGACGAGGAAUGCGAAGAGCCACCGGCGGAGAAGGGUAUGGCGGCCGGACCGCUUCACCUGCCCUCAACGCAUUGGCUUUCUUGACAGAGCGUACCGGUGCUGAUCGGACGCCUCGAGUAACUGGACAAGACACCGAUUCUGCUUCUGCUGAAGAAGGAGCAGGUAACCCAACUGCCCCUCGAUCGAGCUCGAGGCGCAAUCGAAUUGACGAUCUUGAGGAAAUGAUGAUGAUGGAAGCUAUCCGACUGAGCUUGGCUAGUGAAGACGAGCGCCUCAGACGAGAGGAGAAAGAGGCAAGAAAGGACGCCAAGAAGAGGGAGAAGGAGAAAGAGAAGGAGGCUAAGAAGGCGGAUAAGGCGGCUCGCAAGACUGGCUUGUAUAGCAAUAAUGCUAGCGCCUCCGCUUUGGAUGUCCUUGGCGAGUUCAAUUUAGGUAGGGGGACUAGUAGCUCAUCCUCUGUCAUGGGCGAGGAUGUCAUCGGUGAAGAAAUCGCUGCUGGUAAUAAAGGUAAGGGAGUUGACCGUGCAUGGCCAUCGACCGCAGAAGAGAGGAACCCCCCUAUGCUGCUUAAUCCAGCAGUAGCAGCAAGCCAAAUGGCAGAUCAGUCCGAACCAUCACGACCAUCUCACCUGCGGCAGGUCUCCAGCGCCUCUUCAUCAUUCUCCUCUGUCAUGGAAACAACCCCGGAGGAUAGCACAGGCGGUCCCGCUGCUGGAGAGGGCACCACCAACUCUCUUGAGCCAAUGUUCAAUUUCCGCAGUCUAGCUGCUGUAAUUGGAGACGAGGAGAAAGUGGAUGACUCUGCGGAACAUGUUGAGGUUACCUCCAAAAAACCACAGACCGAGGGAUCUUCCUCGAGUGCCACUCCGUCAGUCCACCAGCCUUUCAUGGAUGUGAGCCCUGAAUCGGCGCUUAUUGUUGAGUCUCGUUUGGAGGCUCGUGGUGACUCUGGUACCCUUCCCAAGGAACUUGAGACUCGCUCUAUCGAGAUCACCAGUUCCCCUACGCAUCCGGAACCUACUUCGUGA
Molecule: messenger RNA, 2361 nt
Organism: Penicillium vulpinum
Lineage: Eukaryota; Fungi; Ascomycota; Eurotiomycetes; Eurotiales; Aspergillaceae
Gene: sip5
Product: Sip5p
Exons: 4
Coding region: 1-2361 (786 amino acids)
Cellular component (GO): cytoplasm
Source: RefSeq, a predicted model, not a curated record